This is a messenger RNA of Dryobates pubescens (Downy woodpecker), 2642 nucleotides long. It is a transcript of the gene SCARB2, whose product is annotated as scavenger receptor class B member 2. Gene Ontology annotation, cellular component: cytoplasm; membrane; lysosome. NCBI's taxonomy places the organism in Eukaryota, Metazoa, Chordata, Aves, Piciformes, Picidae. Gene Ontology annotation, molecular function: scavenger receptor activity. Gene Ontology annotation, biological process: protein targeting to lysosome; receptor-mediated endocytosis. The record is from RefSeq and is a predicted model, not a curated record. The coding region runs from base 87 to 1523 and encodes 478 amino acids. The transcript has 13 exons.
GCGUCCGCCCUCCCCCUGCGCCCGGCCCGGAGCCCGGCGGCAGCGGCGGCGGCGGCGGCGGCUGUGUCCCUCCUACGGCAGCAGCCAUGAAGUCCCUGUGCCUCGUCACCGUGGGGGUCCUGGCCAUGACGCUGCUGAUCGCCAGCGUCUCCUUGCUGGUGGCACACGUCUUCCAGACCGUGGUGGACCUGCAAGUGAAGCAGGGAACAGUGCUGAAAAAUGGCACAGAAACCUUUGAGGCCUGGGAGGAUCCUCCCCCACCAGUCUACAUGCAGUUCUACUUCUUUAAUGUGACCAACCCUCUAGAAGUGCUCCAAGGUGCUACUCCUCUGGUAGAGGAAAUAGGGCCCUACACCUACAGGGAGUACAGGCCACGAGUGCACGUGCAGUUUUUGGACAAUGGCACCAAAGUAUCUGCUCUGAAUCCAAAGACAUACAUAUUUGAACCUGAGAAAUCAGUUGGAGACCCUGAAGUGGACCUGAUCAGAACCAUUAAUAUUCCUGCAGUGACUGCCAUGGAGUGGACCAGGUCAACCCCUCUCCAGCUUGCCACAGAGGUGCUGCUGCUCCUGUACCAAGAAUCCCUGUUCACGACUCGCACCGUCCACGACCUGCUGUGGGGCUACAAAGACAGGCUGCUGUCCACCAUCCAUCUGCUGCACCCCGAGAUUGACCCAGUCUUUGGGCUCUUUAACAAGAUGAAUGGCACUGAUGAUGGAGAAUAUGUUUUCCUGAGUGGGGAGACAGACUACCUUAACUUCUCAAGGAUUGUGGAAUGGAAAGGAAAAGAGUCAUUGAGCUGGUGGACAACAAAGACAUGCAACAUGAUCAAUGGGACAGAUGGGACAUCCUUCCACCCACUGAUCAGCAAAGAUGAGAACAUUUACAUCUUUUCUUCUGAUUUUUGCAGGUCUCUGUACCUGGUGUACGACAGCUCAGGAAGCGUUUCGGGCAUCCCAACCUACCGCUUUGUGCCCUCUGCUAUGGUGUUUGCCAACACAACAGUGAACCCAGACAAUGCUGGCUUCUGCAUCCCACCAGGAAACUGCCCUGGCACUGGCGUCCUCAACGUCAGCAUCUGCAAGCAGGGUGCCCCAAUAUUCCUGUCAGCUCCACAUUUUUACCUGGCAGAUCAGAAGUUUGUGGAGGACAUAGAGGGCAUGCACCCAAAAAAGGAAUACCAUGAGACAUUUCUGGACAUCAAUCCUCUGACAGGGCUUGUCCUGCAAGCAGCCAAGCGGAUGCAGGUCAACGUUCACGUCAGGAAACUACCUGAGUUUUUUGAGACAGGCAACAUCCGAACCCUGAUCUUCCCAGUGAUGUAUUUAAACGAGAGUGUUCUGAUUGAUGAAGGAUCUGCCACCAAGCUCAGGCACGUCCUGCUGGAAGCCAGUGUUGUCACUGGGAUCCCCUUUGUGAUCAUGGCUCUAGGAAUUGUUUUUGGGAUUGUUUUUAUCGUGCUCGUGUGCAGGUCCCGGGGAGUGAGCGAAGAGGGAAGGGAAGUUUUAAUAGACUCAGAAUAAAAGCAGCAAAGCAAAGGAAUGGAGCUAAUAGUACUGAAGAUGAAAGGUCCCCACUCAUCAGGACAUCUUAGUAGAUUUUAACAUGGGUUUGGAGAGUAAACCAUUAGAGCUGACCUAAUACCAACUACCACUAUCCAGUGCUGUCCACUGGGGAGAAACGAUGGGCUCAAGUAUUUAACUUCUUGUGGUACAGAGGUGGAAGAGAAUCUGCACUGUCAGCAGGGGAGGAGACUUUUCUUACCAGCUGUGUUCCAGUUUCAAAAUGACCUUUUCAAACUGCUUGAGAUCCUGCUUUUAUCAACUCUGCACUCUCUUUGUACCUGCACUGACAGCCACAGAUGAUCACAACCACUCUAUCAGUGAAAAGGGCCUGAUUCAUGAGAGGAACACCAUGGGUAACCUUGGAGACCAGCCUCAGGAGUGUGGGCUGCAAAGAACCCUUCUAGAAUCAGAGCAGGAUCCUGGAGCAUCCAGGAGCCAGGGACAAUUUUGCCAUAGGCCUAGUAUUGUUUUCUCUGUAAAGUGUUAUGCACUGACUGUUGUUAAUGUCACCAGCCCUUUCACAGCACUGAUUGGUACAACUAACCCAAAACACUGAGCAAAACUCUGUUAAGCAGCUGUACUUUCCAGGUAAAAAGAAGCCUCUUAACCCUUCUAACUCUGCACAGGAUCCUGUUGCAUGUUAGCCAUGCUUAAAGGUUUUGAGUUUGGUUUUUCCCCUUCAACUUAAAACACAACAGAAUGUUCUCAAGGGUGGAGGGUCCAAAACUGCUGUUCUUUAUUCUCUGGGGUGUGUGUCACAGCUCUCAGCUGUGUGGUUUGACAUGAGCACAGGUUGGCAGUCACAGUCACUGCCUGGGGUAAAAGCACACCUCUCUGUUAAGGUUUGUGUAAGGCUUUGGGGAGUCCAACACCACCUUCCUUUUGCUUUGGUUUGUUGGGGGUUUUUUUAACUUGUCAAGUGGAAACUUGUUUUAAAAAUCACCAAAAGUAUUCCCCCCCCCCCCCAAUUAAAAGAAUAUUCUCAUUGAGAAGUAUUUCCAUUAGAGCUAGAGAAUGAAAUGUGUUUGAAAACUGUAUUAUUGUCUUCUAAAUAGAGGCAUUGGUUUUUGCAUUGUU